Messenger RNA from Vitis riparia (riverbank grape), 360 nucleotides. RefSeq names its product transcription factor MYB77-like. The transcript has 2 exons. The coding region runs from base 1 to 360 and encodes 119 amino acids. The record is from RefSeq and is a predicted model, not a curated record. Lineage: Eukaryota; Viridiplantae; Streptophyta; Magnoliopsida; Vitales; Vitaceae.
AUGCCACGGCAGCCGAGACAGCUAUGGACCCAAGAAGAAGACGAUGAUCUCAAACGCUUAAGGAGAGAAAAUCCUAAGUAUUCUUGGGAAGAGAUCAUAAAGCAGGGAAACCUGGAAGGCAGGACUCCUAAAAGCUGUUCACAUAGGUGGCAUAACUAUCUGAAGUCUGACUUUAACGGCGGGGAAUUUUCCCCUGAGGAAGAUGAACAAAUCAUCAAUCUAAAGCGCCGUCAUGUGAGUUGGGCAUCCAUGCCAGAAGAGCCUCUUCUUAAGCAUCGAUCUCCUAAUGAUAUCGAGAACCGCUGGUACAGCCGCUUGAAGAAGGGGACUGCGACUGUAAGCGACCCUAGGCGACCCUAG